AGCCGGGGGAGAGGGGGAGGGGCAGGGUUGUUUGCUUUUGUUGCAGAUUGGGUCACAUCUGGACUGGAGGAUGCCACUGCACUUGCCUCCUGCCUGUUGGAGCUUGCUGUGGGGCUCGUGCGCGCUCAAAGUGGCGUCCUUGUGUUUUCAUCUACCAAGUCACAUAUUCCCACAUUUUCAACUGGAUUAACCAUUCAAGCUCUGUGCUUUUUUGAAACUACCUCCCGUCCUCAACAAGAAAGUGCUGUGUGUGUUCUUGUGAUCCUCAAGUUGGAGGUAGUGGUACUGGGAAGAAUUGAAUAUUUGUCAUGGAUGAUGAUGCUUUCAAGUGUAAUUUGUGCUCAAAGGAGUUUAUUCGAAAAUACCAUCUGGCAAGGCAUCAGUUGACAUGUUCUAAAGAGCAAAAGAAUCAUUUUAAAUGUGCCAUAUGUGAUGAGGCCUUUGGUCGCAAAGACAAUCUUCAGAAACAUAUAGCAAAUUUUCAUCCGCACUUAAAGUGUCGUAUAUGUGAUGCCAAAUACUUAAAUCGAAGUGAACUUCAAGAUCAUCUAACCAAUAAGCAUCUAUCAGCAGAAAAUCAGAGGAAGAUCUUGCAUUGUGAAAAAUGUAACAUCACUCUAUCUUCGACUCGGGAAUAUGCUCAGCAUGUCUUGGAUUGUGGGGUCCUUGAAAGUAAGAAAAGAGCCACCAUUAACUAUUCAAGAGAAUGUGACAAGUGCAAAACUGUUUGUUCUUCUGCAUAUGCUUUCAGAAAGCAUACAAGCAAGUGUGGGAAGGAGGCUGAUUCAGAUAAGGAAUUAAGUAAGAGGGAAUGUGUUGUGGAGGGUUGCCAUCAGCUUUUUUUCCACACAACGGCUAUGAUAAGUCACAUGAUAGAUGAUCAUAAUACGGAUGUUGAAUCUUUUGAGUAUACCUUAGAGUCAUUUAAUGAAUUUGAGAAGUGGAAAGAACAGAUUGAAGGUGAUACCUGUACGUCUUUCACUGCUCCUGGUGGUUUGAAGAAGACCGACAAAUUUGUGUAUAGAUAUUAUACUUGUCAACUUGAAGCUCCAGAUACAACACACCGUAAAAGUGGAAUGGUACCCCGCAAGACAUCAAGAAGGUGGCAAACAAGGGGUUGCAUCCCCAAGGGUCAAUCUUGCCCAGCUCGAAUGUUGGUAAGAGAAGAUAUUGAGACUAAGAAGGUAGUUGUCACUUUUGUUGAAUCUCACAACCAUGAGAUAGAUUAUAAGCAUAAUAAGUACCGCAAGGUCCCCAAGUCUGUCAGGCUAACAAUUAUUAGUCUUUUAACUCUUGGAAUGGAGCCAAAGCACAUCAAAUCAUUGUUGAGAGGGAGAGUUGGAGCACUAGAUCAGCGGGAUGGGCAAGUAAAACCAAAGAAAGAGCAUUUCAUCAAUGAAAUGUAUAUACGGAGACUAAAAUAUCAUCUGAAAACAGGAAAAAGAUAUCAUUCGAGUGAUAGUAUGUCAUUGGACAUUCAUGUUAGAAAUUUAAUUAACACUGCUAACUUCAAGCAAAGUGAGGAUGAUGAUGAAGUAUUUAGUCCUGUUUUACUGUAUAAGCCACAAGGUGCAGAAGUUGUUCUGGGACAUGAAUCUCUCAAUCGUCUUUCUAAAGAUACCCUUCUUCUGGGCAUUCAGAGCCGAGAGCAGUUGAAAAUGUUACAGCAAGGUGCCCAAACAGUUGUGUGUAUAAAUUUUACUUAUAAAAUCAGUCAGUAUGAUUUUUAGUUGUGUAAUAUCAUUGUACCAGAUGAGUUUGGUAAGGGUUAUCCUGUUGCCCAUUUCAUAACUAAUAAACAACAUGAGGAGACAUUAGUUGAGGGUCUGAAAAGUAUUAAACUAAGAUGUCCAGAUUUACGGAUAAAUUUUUUGAUGACUGAUGAUGAUCAGAGUGAGUGGAAAGCUAUGCAGAGGGUUUUUGGUUCUGUUGAGUC
Molecule: messenger RNA, 1936 nt
Organism: Frankliniella occidentalis (western flower thrips)
Lineage: Eukaryota; Metazoa; Arthropoda; Insecta; Thysanoptera; Thripidae
Product: zinc finger protein 319-like
Exons: 4
Coding region: 309-1730 (473 amino acids)
Source: RefSeq, a predicted model, not a curated record